Calypte anna (Anna's hummingbird) is the source of this 1724-nucleotide messenger RNA. RefSeq names its product rogdi atypical leucine zipper (gene ROGDI). Gene Ontology annotation, cellular component: RAVE complex. Bases 58 to 906 code for a protein of 282 amino acids. The transcript has 11 exons. The record is from RefSeq and is a predicted model, not a curated record. Lineage: Eukaryota; Metazoa; Chordata; Aves; Apodiformes; Trochilidae.
GGAGCAGCAGCCAAUAGGGGAGCGGGGGCUGUGGGGGGGGGCGGUAUAGCGGCGGCCAUGGCGAGCGCGGCGGAGCGGGCGGUGCUGGAAGAAGAAUUUAAAUGGCUUUUACAGGAAAAGGUCCAUGCUGUUUUGAAACAGCUGCAGGAUAUUUUAAAGGAGGCCUCGAACCGGUUCACUCUGCCCACCACUGGCUUGGGAGGAGCCAUCAGGCAGGAGAACUUUAUGCUGAGCACCUCGGGCACAGAUCAGCUGAAAGGUGUGCUGACACUGCAGGGAGAUACCUUAUGUCAAGCUGAUGUUAAUCUGAAAAUGUUCAGAAAUAAUCAGCUCCUGCACUUUGAAUUUCGGGAAGACAAGCAGUGGAAAUUGCAGCAGAUCCAGGAUGCUAGAAACCAUGUCAACCAAGCCAUUUACCUGCUUAUGAACAGAGAGGCAAACUACCAGUUCAAAACAGGCUCAGAGGUUCUCAAGCUUAUGGAUGCUGUGAUGUUACAGCUCUCGAGAGCCCGAAAUCGCCUCACCACUCCAGCCACUCUGACUCUACCUGAGAUUGCUUCCAGUGGUCUCACAAAAAUGUUCACACCUGCUCUGCCUCCAGAUGUCCUUGUGAAUUUCUAUAUUAACCUGAAUAAGCUGUGCCUGACUGUCUACCAGCUCCAUGUGCUGCAGCCCAGCACAACCAAGAAUUUCAAGGCUGCUGGAGGGUCCAUUUUACACAACCCUGGAGCCAUGUUUGAGUUUGGCAACCAGCGGUUUGAAGUCAGCCAUGUCCAUAGAGUGGAAUGUGUUGUCCCAUGGUUAAAUGAUGCCCUUGUGUUCUUCACAGUUUCACUGCAGCUUUGCCAGCAACUGAAGGACAAGAUCUCUGUUUUCUCUAGUUACUGGAACAACAGGCCAUAUUAAUUCUUCCAGCAUCUCCCUGUUUGUUUUCAACAUCCCAGUUGUGUGCGGGUCAGCCUGAGGAAUGCUGUGGCUCACUACCCCCUCCACAGGGCAGGGUCACUGUAUCCCAAGACACAACUUUAGUAGACUUGUCUGGGACUGCUGCACAAGCAGGGCACCAAGCAAUGCUGUGUGCUUGGUGGAAGGUUCCAUCUGUCUUUGUUCUUGUGUGCAUGGUGUGGUUUACACUUGCCAAACCUCUGAUGAAUUAAUCAAGUUGAUUACCAGGGGAUGGGGGGCUGUGGACCAUCUCACUAACUGGAUUUGCACACAGUGCUCUGAUUUAACUGUUGGACUGUGAGCUGACUAGGAAGGGAUGAAGACAGAGUUAAUUUAACACACUACAGAAAGUGUAGGGCAUGUCACUCCAUGUAGUGGAAUAUGUUGUGAUCUGGUCUGGCUGUGGCUGUGACCAGCCCUGAGCUUCUCCCUCCCUUCUCUGUUCUGUCAUGUCUAUGUUAUUGACUCCCCUUUGGGGGAAUAUUCUUACUUGCUGCUGUUUGAAGUAUUUUUUUCCCCUGGCAUCAAUGUGAUGAAUUUGUUUCUCCUAAGCCCUAGCUGGACCAAUUGAUUUUUUUUCCAGGUUUAGUGUCUUGUUUUCCUUGCUAACUUGCAGAGCUGCCUUGGUACCUUUGAGCACAGCUGUGCGGUCUCACCUCUUGUCAUUAAACCUGGAGUACCACGUUGUUACUAUGUUUGCUGCCUACCUAUGGGUACUACAGUAUGUAACUCAUCCCUCCAGUGUUGAUAACUAUGAAAUAAAGAUCGUUGACCUGCCA